Messenger RNA from Neltuma alba, 1152 nucleotides. RefSeq lists its product as uncharacterized. Lineage: Eukaryota; Viridiplantae; Streptophyta; Magnoliopsida; Fabales; Fabaceae. The record is from RefSeq and is a predicted model, not a curated record. The transcript is spliced from 4 exons. Bases 1 to 1152 code for a protein of 383 amino acids.
AUGGAGGUGAAUAAUUGUGACAAACUUGAGCAUAUUUUCCCAUCUGAUAUGCGCACGACAUUUGGAAGAAUGGAGACAUUGAAGGUCAGUGAUUGUGGUUCAGUGAAAGAGAUAUUCAAAUUACCGGACAAUGAAAUCAUUGGAGAAGAGGCCACACAAUUGAAGAACCUGCAUCUGCUUCGCCUGCCCAAGUUGAAACAAAUAUGGAAUAAGGACCCCCAAGGAAAUUUCCGCUUUCACAAUCUCCAAUAUGUCCGUGUUGAAGAAUGUGAGAACUUAGACUAUCUCUUCCCACUUUCAGUAGCCCUGGAUCUUCAUCAACUCGAAACAGUCACAAUGGGUUCUUGUGGAAUGAAUGAAAUUGUAGCAAAAAAAGAGGAAAUAGCCAUCUUUCACUUUGAUCGGUUAAACUCCUUGGAGAUUUGGAACAUGCAUCGACUUGAUAGGUUUUAUAGUGGAAGUCACAGUUUAGCGUGCCCAUCAUUGAGAAUGUUAUGGGUCUUCAACUGUCCAAAAUUGAGGUUAUUAGGGAGACAGAGUACAAGAAACCAUAACCAGAGUGGUGAUGACCGAAAUCCGCAUCCCUCUAUGCAAGAUCCUCUCUUCAUGAUUGAAGAGGUGAUUCCGAAGUUGGAAUCUUGGACAUUAAAUAACACAGAAGCCAUAAUGAUGUUGCAAGACCCACAAUGGAAGCACCGUUAUGUGAGUAGACUGAAGACUCUUGGAAUGUCCAAUUUUGACGAUAAAACGGCAGUAACUUUUCUGGACUCAAUUGUGCAAAAGGCACCAAACUUGAAAUAUCUAUUUGUAGAACAUGGUUCCUUGAAAGAGAUAUUCCAAGACAAAAGAGUUGCAUAUGAGGAAGGCAAGAAUGAAAUCAAGACCCAGCUUGAAUUUUUAAUGCUGUAUGAUCUACAAUUGGAACACAUAUGUAGAGAAAGAUGCAAGAUCGACCCAAUUCUUGAGGUUCUUGAAGCUUUAAAUGUGACAGAAUGUGCAAGUUUGGUCAAUCUUCAAGACAUAGAAUUAAAAGAAUGCAAUUCACUUGAAGAAAUAAUGACGCAGGAGAUGAAUGAGACAAGAGAUGAAAUCGUUCCCAUUGUUGAAGAAAGUUGUUGUGAGGCAAUGUCCAAGGAUGAAAACCUUCUGUGA